CGGGGCGGGCACAGCCUGGCGGCGGCGGCGGCGGCGGCCUCGGCGGGGGAGCGGAGCGGAGCGGGUGGCUGUCGGGCCGGCAGGAUGCUGGAGAUCCAGCUGGACGAUGGCGGCGUGGGGGGGUACCCGGGCGACGAUUACUGCUCGGGGUCGGUGAUGUCGGAGCGGGUCUCGGGCCUCGCCAACAGCAUCUACCGCGAGUUCGAGCGACUGAUCCACUGCUACGACGAGGAGGUGGUGAAGGAGCUGAUGCCGCUGGUGGUGACGGUGCUGGAGAACCUGGACUCGGUGCUCACCGACAACCAGGAGCACGAGGUGGAGCUGGAGCUGCUGCGGGAGGACAACGAGCAGCUCCUCACGCAAUACGAGCGGGAGAAGGCGCUGCGCAAGCAGGCCGAGGAGAAGUUUAUAGAGUUUGAAGAUGCACUGGAGCAGGAGAAGAAGGAACUACAAAUCCAAGUGGAACACCUUGAAUUUCAGACUCGACAGCUGGAGCUGAAGACCAAAAACUAUGCAGAUCAGAUUUCACGACUGGAGGAACGUGAAUCAGAAAUGAAGAAAGAGUAUAAUGCGCUACAUCAACGUCACACAGAGAUGAUUCAGACCUAUGUGGAACACAUUGAGCGAUCCAAGAUGCAGCAAGUUGGGGGAAAUAAUCAAACUGAGGGCAGUCUACCUGGGAGAAGUCAUCGCCAGUCAUGGAGGAAAAGCAGGAAGGAACGUCCUAACUCUCUGAAUGUCUUCCCCCUCGCGGAUGGCAUGGUACGUGGGCAGAUAGGGGCCAAGAUCGUCCCAACACUGGACCACUGGCACCUGAGUGACCUCGGCCAGCUGCAGUCCAACUCCAGCUACAAGUGCCCCCAAGAUGAAAUGUCCGAAUCUGGGCAGUCCUCAGCAGCUGCCACACCGAGCACCACUGGAACCAAGUCCAACACUCCCACAUCAUCUGUGCCAUCUGCUGCUGUCACACCUUUGAACGAGAGCAUCCAGCCGAUCAGUGAAUACAAUGGUACGACCAAGAGCAAUAAGAGAGCACGAGAAAAGCGGAACAGCCGGAACAUGGAAGUCCAGGUCACACAGGAGAUGAGGAAUGUCAGCAUAGGAAUGGGCAGCAGUGAUGAGUGGUCUGAUGUUCAGGACAUCAUAGACUCUACUCCAGAGCUGGAUAUGUGUCAAGACCCCCGCCUGGAACGCACUGGUAACAGCCCAACACAGGGGAUUGUGAACAAAGCGUUUGGCAUCAACACAGACUCUCUGUAUCAUGAACUUUCCACAGCAGGGUCCGAGGUUAUUGGAGAUGUUGACGAAGGAGCAGAUCUGCUAGGGGAGUUCUCAGUACGGGAUGAUUUCUUUGGAAUGGGCAAAGAAGUGGGGAAUCUGCUGUUGGAGAACUCGCAGCUACUGGAGACCAAAAAUGCUUUGAACGUUGUGAAGAAUGAUUUGAUUGCCAAGGUGGACCAGUUGUCUGGAGAGCAAGAAGUGCUGAAGGGAGAGCUUGAAGCAACAAAGCAGGCCAAAGCCAAAAUGGAAACCAGAGUCAAGGAGCUGGAGGAGGAGCUGAAAAGAGUGAAAUCUGAAGCAAUUGUUGCCCGACGAGAACCCAAAGAGGAGGUGGAGGAUGUAAGCAGCUAUCUCUGUACAGAAUUGCAGUGCUCCUCCCCCCUGCAGGACAACAUUCCCAUAGCUCAGCGCCGCCGCUUCACCCGCGUGGAAAUGGCCCGGGUUCUGAUGGAGCGCAAUCAAUACAAAGAGAGGUUGAUGGAGCUCCAGGAGGCUGUCAGGUGGACAGAGAUGAUCAGAGCUUCCCGUGAGCACCCAUCCGUCCAGGAGAAGAAGAAAUCCACCAUUUGGCAGUUCUUUAGCCGUCUGUUCAGCUCUUCCUCAAGUCCCCCACCAGCAAAGAGGACCUACCCAUCUGUGAACAUCCACUACAAGUCUCCAACAACAGCAGGGUUCAGCCAGCGUCGCAGCCACACCAUGUGCCAGAUCUCCUCUGGCAGCCGCACCCUCGAGUUCUUCCCUGAAGAUGACUGUACAUCCUCAGCACGUCGGGAGCAGAAACGGGAGCAGUACCGCCAGGUCCGGGAGCAUGUGCGGAAUGACGAUGGGCGAUUGCAGGCCUGUGGUUGGAGCCUCCCUGCCAAAUACAAGCAGCUGAGUCCCAAUGGUGGUCAGGAAGACACUCGCAUGAAAAAUGUCCCCGUGCCUGUAUAUUGUCGCCCACUAGUAGAGAAGGACCCAACCAUGAAGCUGUGGUGUGCAGCUGGAGUCAAUCUCACAGGAUGGAGACCUUUGGAGCAGGAGCCUGGAAAUGGGCAGAAACUGGAUCCUGGACGUGAUCCCCUCACCUGUGAUAGGGAAGCAGAAGGCGAGAUCAACAAAAGUAACCAUACAUCUCCUGAAAAGAAAAAGGCAAAGGAGCUUCAUGAAAUGGAUGCCACGUCCAGUCGUGUCUGGAUUCUCACCAGUACCCUGUCAACAAGUAAAGUUGUAAUUAUUGAUGCCAAUCAGCCUGGCACAGUGGUGGACCAGUUCACCGUCUGCAACGCUCAUGUGCUCUGCAUCUCCAGCAUCCCUGCGGCCAGUGAGAGUGAUUAUCCUCCAGGCGAGAUCUUUCUGGAGGGAGAUGUAAAUCCCGAAGAGUCGUCUGGAACAGAUGGUGUCUUGGCAGGAAUCACUCUGGUGGGCUGUGCGACCCGCUGCAAUGUGCCACGAAGCAACUGUUCCUCGCGUGGUGACACACCUGUGCUGGACAAGGGACAGAGUGAGGUGGCUGCUGUCUGCAAUGGGAAGAUCAACCAGUCCCAGUCUACUGAGGAGGCAACAGAAGCAACAGAGGUACCAGAGAACGGUACAAGCGAGGCAGAGCCUGCUCAGGCCCGGACCGGGCCCCUCACGGAGCACGUGUUUACAGAUCCAGUCCCUGCACAGGCACCUCUUAGGCAAAACGGGGAGAAUGGGCAGCCGAAGACAGAGUCAAGCAUGACACUGCCAGAUCAGGAGUUGAAUGGGGAUGCUGCUGGGACUUGCACCAGUGCUGCCCCUACUAUGUGGCUGGGAGCACAGAAUGGCUGGCUUUAUGUGCACUCGGCUGUAUCCAACUGGAAGAAGUGUCUGCACUCGAUAAAGCUGAAGGACUCUGUACUGAGUCUAGUGCACGUGAAAGGGAGAGUCCUUGUUGCUCUAGCAGAUGGAACACUAGCCAUAUUCCACCGGGGAGAAGAUGGUCAGUGGGAUCUCAGUAAUUACCACCUAAUGGACCUUGGUCACACUCACCAUUCCAUCCGCUGCAUGGCUGUUGUGUAUGAUAGAGUCUGGUGUGGCUACAAGAACAAAAUCCAUGUUAUCCAGCCUAAGACAAUGCAGAUUGAGAAAUCCUUUGAUGCCCACCCUCGGCGGGAGAGUCAGGUGCGACAGCUGGCAUGGAUUGGAGAUGGCGUAUGGGUUUCUAUCCGCUUGGACUCCACUCUGAGGCUUUACCAUGCCCACAGCCAUCAACAUCUGCAAGAUGUCGACAUUGAGCCUUACGUCAGCAAAAUGCUAGGCACUGGAAAGCUGGGCUUCUCAUUCGUGCGGAUUACAGCCCUGCUCAUUGCUGGCAACCGCCUCUGGGUGGGGACAGGGAACGGUGUCGUCAUCUCCAUUCCAUUGACUGAGACUGUAGUCCUCCACCGAGGCCAACUCCUUGGGCUCCGGGCCAACAAGACCUCACCAACCUCUGGAGAGGGCAGCCGCUCUGGCGGGGUCAUCCAUGUGUAUGGUGAUGACAACAGUGACAAAUCUGCCAGCAGUUUCAUUCCCUACUGCUCCAUGGCUCAGGCACAGCUCUGUUUCCAUGGCCACCGUGAUGCUGUCAAGUUCUUCGUCUCUGUGCCUGGCAAUGUCCUAGCAACCCUGAAUGGGAGUGUGUUGGACAGCCCUUCGGAGAACCCCAGCACAGCGGCCACAGAGACAGAGGGGCAGAAGCUGAAGAACGUCCUGGUGCUGAGUGGAGGAGAAGGGUACAUCGAUUUCCGGAUUGGGGAUGGAGAAGAUGAUGAGACAGAGGAGAAUGCAGGAGACGCCACCCAGGUCAAGCCAGUACUUUCCAAGGCUGAAAGGAGCCACAUUAUUGUGUGGCAGGUAUCAUAUAUCCCUGAGUGAGAAUUUCUCCUUUCCCACGAAUAUAAGCGUCCCUCCUCCCACCCGAAUGCCAAGAUGUACAUACAGAACGCCUGCAUUAUACCUACUGCUGGAAACUGACCCCAGACAACUGCAACAGCUCCUGCCUUGGACUGUGACCCCCUUCUAACCUCUGAACUUGCAGCUUUCAUCUUGGGCCCGUGCGCUUUCUGCGUGGUUGGAUUGUUGUUCUGCUCUGGAGCUGGCAUCUACAAGGAGAGAAAUGGCAGUGUAUUGAUGAAGUGAAGCUUGGAGCUAGAACUGUGCAAAGCCUUUGCCCAGCACUUGGGAGCUGGCAGCUGGAUGGGUGGUGGCUCAGGCUCUCCGGCAGGUUGCCUCACUCCCACCUGCAUGAGAAGAAGUAUGUCCCCCUGGCAUCCCCCGCCAAAGCAGUGAUGGUGAAUCACAACUUCUGCAGCACUCUAGCAGAAAUCCUUUCUAGUUUACCAGUGGAUUCUCCACCUUAUCCACCCUUAAGCACAGAAUAAUGUCCCGCUGACUGAGAGCAGCCAGGUCCAAGGAACCCUCAAUAGAAAGGAGUGUCAGGAUUUGGGCAGCACUUCUGCUGUUUGGCUGGAGAAGGAAGCAGUGCCAUUACUGUGGGGAAGACCUUCUCCAUACUUGCAGAUGGAAAGUCCCCCUCCUCUGCUGCUGCUGUUGUCUCAGCAGUUGUGUGCUGGGUGACUGUGGCUGGCUGGAGAGGAUUGUUUGGUAGCCUCAGAUGGGAGACGCGUGUUUGAUCAUGGAGGCCACAAGGCCUUUGGAAACUGUGGUUUCCAAAGGGUACUGGAACCUUGCUUUUUUUUAAGAGCAGAAAAGGCAGUAAUCCUUCUAACUCCCCCUUCCAAAAAUGCCAGGCAGAAGAGAACUCUUCAGUUCAUUCUGAAAGGUUCAGGAGAAAGCUAUCUCUGCAUAGCAUUUGUUGGCUUUUAAAACACAGGUGAGGACAGAUGAUGUUGGUCUGCUGUGAAUUCUGCAUUAACACACUGAGAUUACCUUGACUCACAGGGCUGUGUCCCCAUCCCAGGAACUGCUGGAGGAGAUGUCUGUUCUCCUUCAUCCUGUGGCUGUGGUCAGGAAAGACUGCAUAGGUGCAGUCAAGGUAUAGAAAGGCUGUGUCUCACCUGAGGUCACACAGAAAAAGGAAUUGAGGUCAGAUCUCCUGACCUCUUUUACCUAACAUUGGGAGCACUGGUUACUAAGUAGUUUGAAAAGCUGGGAAUUUCUGACUCCUGAAAAGAAUUGACAACUUCUGAGAAAAAUUCUCAUGGCCCUUCUUGUAUAAGUGUGUCCUGCUUACAAGAGAAGCAGCAAAAAAUGGGGCCAGGGAGAGCGGUUUUGAGCUCCAGAUGCAGAAUAUGGCAGCUCCAGAUGCAGAGGCAAUGGUUUGUCCUCCGUUUCUGACAGUGGAAACAGUCUUGUCUCCACAAGGACAAGUUCUGUUUCCUUUGAACACUCCCACCUGGAUGUGCAGGACUAGAGCAAGUAGCAGUUGUUAGCGAUGAAUUUGGUAGCUCCUGGUGGUCAUGUUGUUUCCUCUCUGAGCUGUGCAGCACUGCAGGGCUCACAGGGAUGUCUUUGUGCCAGUGUGGUGGAAUGGGACAGCUGGGGGAAGCCUGCAUCUUCUGGGAACUUCCCAGCUGUGUCCUAUGCUUGUUGCCAAGGUCCAGGCUGCCCCCAAGGCUUGUGGUCUAAAGCUACUCAUGUGCUGCAGGGGUGCAACAUUCUGAUGUGGGGAAGCAGCUCUAACAUGUGGCAUCUGUCCUGGUGCAGCAGCACUGAAAUGACUUUUGGAUCCAUAGUUCAGAAAAGGCCGGGGCAAGAGGACAUCUCUGGAGAACAGAGGCCUCAGCUACCAAAGUACAGAGCCACUUUGGUGCCCGUACUGCCUAUGAGUGGCUCUGGUGACACACGUACCCACAACACCCUUCACUGAGGUAGGAAAACAGCUGGAUGGUGUCCUCCAGACAUUGGCACACCGGGCUCUGUGGCUGGCAUUGGGCUAAGGGAUGCUUGGAGCCACCACUUGCAUGCUGGGGCACCUUUCACCAGGGACAUUUCAUCGGGGCACUGCUGACCGUGCCAGACUUCUCGUUCACUUUCCCAAAAUGCUUUCUGCUAGGAAGAGCUCUUUGGAUCACAACACAGAGUGCAUUAAAGUUAACAAGAUCAACAUUUAGACCUCAGAUUCCACAGACAUGUAACAGUUCAUCAGUUAGGGCCAGGUAAGCUUCAUAAUUUGGGGUAAUUAUAGGGAAAAAAAAAAGCCCUAGUAGGCCCAGUUCCUUCGUUCUAUCAACUCUUCCAUAGGAAAAUACAGAACUGCAAUGUUCUUACCUCUCACUGUUUGUUCUCUGUCUGGUUUUAGCAGUUGAAGUGACAGUACUCAGUAUCCUGUCACCCACUGGGCCCUGGCAACAUAAGGAAACCAGUCUCGGGCCUCUACCAACAGGUUCCUUUCCAGCUCAGUGCAUGUUUUCCUCCAAGAGAAGCACUCGUCUAAGAGGGGCAGCUACAGCCAAGUAGAACCAGCCUCUGCUGUCAGCUCCUGUGGACGUUUGGUGGCUGCUGGGCAGCAAGGUGAGAACUGACUGGCUUCAACACACUUCCCUGUCAUAUCUCCACUGUGAUGUAUGUAAAGUAUCUUGUAUGUUACAAAAGGAUUUUAAAAAGUGUCUUAAGGCCUGUAAACUCCGCUAUUUGUUCUGAAGAUGGCAUUCUGUAAAGAGACUGCUGUAUGAAUACGUUCCCUUGCUUUGUUCCCUAUGCUAUCAAACAACAAACCAUAUCUGUUCUGUAUGUAAUAAAUGUGUUAACAUCAGCAA
This is a messenger RNA of Phalacrocorax carbo (great cormorant), 6986 nucleotides long. The record is from RefSeq and is a predicted model, not a curated record. NCBI's taxonomy places the organism in Eukaryota, Metazoa, Chordata, Aves, Suliformes, Phalacrocoracidae.